Nanorana parkeri is the source of this 762-nucleotide messenger RNA. RefSeq names its product NK1 homeobox 2 (gene NKX1-2). The transcript has 2 exons. Gene Ontology annotation, cellular component: nucleus. Gene Ontology annotation, molecular function: DNA-binding transcription factor activity, RNA polymerase II-specific; RNA polymerase II cis-regulatory region sequence-specific DNA binding. The record is from RefSeq and is a predicted model, not a curated record. Gene Ontology annotation, biological process: regulation of transcription by RNA polymerase II; cell differentiation. Bases 1 to 762 code for a protein of 253 amino acids. NCBI's taxonomy places the organism in Eukaryota, Metazoa, Chordata, Amphibia, Anura, Dicroglossidae.
AUGCCUCUAGGAGUCGUGCCUGAAACUGUGAUUCUUGCAGUUGUAGUUCCACAACAGCUGGAGGGCUGGAGAUGCCCACUCCUGUCCUUGCGGGUUCAGAGGACCUCAUGUUUGGACCGGGUUUGGUCUGAACUUGAGCUCAUUCCUACCUAUGAGUAUAGAAUAUGGGAGAUGCCAAUGCUCUAUAGAGAUGUGAUCACAGAUGUAGCGGCUGAACCAGAGGAUGAAGCAGGACCUUCUUUGGACCCCAAAUCUAUGGAAGAAGAGUCAAUGAAGAUUGAGGAUCAACAGAGCACAAAGGUCCCCACGGCCAGUUCUAAGCCCCGGCGGGCCCGCACCGCCUUUACAUACGAGCAGCUUGUGGCCCUUGAAAGUCGCUUUCGAAGCAGCCGAUAUUUAUCAGUGUGUGAGCGGCUCAGCUUGGCUUUGACUCUGCACCUAACAGAGACUCAAGUCAAGAUCUGGUUCCAGAACCGGAGAACGAAGUGGAAGAAGCAGCAGUCUCCAGGAAGCGUAGAGGCCAGAGCCUGUAAUACUUACAGUUGUCCUCAGAGUCCCGGUCCACAGUUUAUUCCACCUUUUCCAUCCUACCCCUGCACUGUGCAACACCCUCACAUGUGCCCAAGUACAAACCACCAGAUGCCACCAUUUCCUAGACUUUUCCUAUCUCCUUCCAACUCCUUUCAACCUUCUCCAGCUUGUCCUUUCCCUCGCUUUUUUAAUUCAGUCAGCAUGACAUCAUUUUAUAGCCCCACCCCCUAG